UAAACGUAUAAAGUAUGAAAAUAAGUGCAUUAUUGUAUGUAUAUAGACAGACACCUCUCCCCUCUCCUUUCUAUUCAUUACAACAAACAAACAAAGAAAAGUUCAAAAUAGCGAAGAUGUUUAGUUUUUCAGAUAAUGAUAAUAGAGGUGUUAUACUGGAAAGAGCUCAUUGUAUUGCUUCUUUUUGGCAAAAAAAGACUUAUCAUCGUUUGAAACUUCAUGCUUGUGAUUAUUAUAAGUCGUCUCGUCGUAAAAUCCGUGUUGUUGACAUUGGUGCUUUGGAGAAAAUCAGAUCUGGGAAAGUUGAGGUUGUUCCUGGAAUAUUCAACAAGUUUUCAUGUGCUACUAUUACUGGCUUACGCUCUGACCCGAGUAGCAUGGGGCACGUGGAAUCCCGUGUGAAUCAGCAAGGGACACGCAAUGUUCCAUAUUGGCUAAAGGAAAGUGAAUUUUUGUGCAAGAAUGAUUACCCAAAAGCACAAUUUCCUAACAAUGGAAAAUGUAGAGUUGGAUUCGAAAAGAGAAGUCUGGCUGGUGCUUCUGCAUUCAUUAGGAAAGGACAAAACUCUGCUCAUACAAUUUCUUUUAAAUAUUAAACGCUGUUAUGGAGGUUGUAGUCAAAAACAUAUUUAACUUUAUUCUUCACUUUUGAAGGUUGAAAAAAGAAAGUUAUAAAUUCUUGUUUGUUUGUUGAAAAUUUAUCCACUCAUUUGACAUAUAAAUUGUGCUUUACACUUC
Messenger RNA from Solanum pennellii, 738 nucleotides. RefSeq lists its product as uncharacterized. Lineage: Eukaryota; Viridiplantae; Streptophyta; Magnoliopsida; Solanales; Solanaceae. The record is from RefSeq and is a predicted model, not a curated record. Bases 15 to 596 code for a protein of 193 amino acids. Gene Ontology annotation, molecular function: monooxygenase activity; flavin adenine dinucleotide binding. The transcript is spliced from 2 exons.